Salvia miltiorrhiza (redroot sage) is the source of this 1640-nucleotide messenger RNA. RefSeq lists its product as uncharacterized. Bases 812 to 1441 code for a protein of 209 amino acids. The record is from RefSeq and is a predicted model, not a curated record. Lineage: Eukaryota; Viridiplantae; Streptophyta; Magnoliopsida; Lamiales; Lamiaceae. The transcript is spliced from 3 exons.
UGAGCUCUUAAAAUUGAAAAUAAGCUUUUGAAAUGUGGUCGUUCAAGAGGAUUGAGAAUAAUCGACAGAAAGUAUCACAGCAUUAAGGUUAGUAAGAUGGUGGAGACGGAAGCAGCUGUGGCGGGUUGGCUGCAAUAUGUUGAAAUAGCUAGCUAUUAUAUUUUAAAAAAAAUAUGUCAUAUAUUUUGAGUAUGUAAAAUGCUAGUUAAAGAUUAUAUAUAUGAUAUUAUUAUUAUGCAAUAAUUUAUUUAUCGCUCGAUGGAGAGUGCAUGUAGUCGGCCCCUCUUGGACGCUUGACCAAAGCCCUCAUGAUCAUGUUGUGCUAUGCCAAUUUCAUGAGUGAGCUGGCCGGUCAACUCCUUUUGGCGAGCUAGACUCGGUUACCCCAUCAUUUACUGCUUUAUUAAAAUUGUAAUUAAAUGUCCGAUUGUUUAGCCGCACGUAUUUGUAGACUGGUUCUAAACCACCAGCGUGCUGAGCCAAGCUUUCCGACUUUAAUAUUAAAAAUGUUAUAAUACUUAGUCUAAUUAUACAACAACGAUUACUAUACAUUAAUAUUCUUUAAGAAUAUUAACAAAAAGAGAUGAACAUAUAUAUAUAUUAUUAUUAUUAUUAUUAUUAUUAUUAUUAUUAUUAUUAUUAUUAUUAUUAUUAUUAUUAUUAUCCCCUUCUUUCCCGCUUCUUAAAUCCAACCCCUAGUCAUGUCCCGGCAUUCGUGCCUUCCUUCGGGAAUUGGGGCGUGACAGGUUUUGAAUUGGUGUUUUAUUUUGGACUCUGUCACUUGUGAUUUUGUUUAUAUUUUGCGAAUCAUAUGUUACCGCACCUUUUUUAUUUUUCACAAGGAAACGGAGAAGCAGGGAGUAGCAACAUUUUCUGCGGGCGUGCAAACAAAUCUGAGAAAACAAGGCGCAGCUGGACUUAUAAGGAAGAGGAAGUACUCCUGGCCUCUCUCAAGGAGUUGGUUGCGAAUGGCUGGAAAGCUAACAAUGGAUUCAGAGCAGGUUAUCUGUCGAAGCUUGAAUAUGCAAUGGGAAAGGCCUUUCCGGACACUGAUCUAAAGGGAAUGCCGCACAUAAACUCAAAGAUAAGUUCCUGGAAGAAGAGCUACAACUCUCUCAUGUCGAUGGUGCAGAUCACUGGGGUUGGCUUUAGUUCAAAUGGUACAUUCAUGAUAGACUGCGAUAAUGAUCAGUGGGACACCAUCAUGAAGAAGGAUGCAAACGCAAAGGGGAUGCAUUACAAGGCGUGGCCUAUGUUUGAAGCAUGGAAGGAAGUGUUUGGCAAGGAUAGGGCUACUGGCGAGCAGGCUGAGGAUGUCAUGGAUGCAUACAAUGAGAUGAUACACAACAACAAUGUUGCUGAGGCACGAGCAGAAGGUCACAUCAACGAUGAGCAUGAUGAAACAAACGUUGAUACUGAGGCUGGUGAUAGCACUUGUUAGAGUUCGAAGGCUGACAACAAAGUUGGAGUAAGAAGCAGGAAAUGCAAAAAUGAUGAUGAUCUCAAAGAUGUGUAUGCAUUUCUUGGUGAAAUCAUGAGCACUACCGGGCAAAGGCUGGAGAUGAUGUCAAGUAGGAUUGGCUACAAAUUCGAUUUGGCUAAGGCGAGGAAAGAGGCUUAUGAGUUUCUGAACAAGAUGU